AUGAUGUUUGGUAAACACAGUACAUUAAUAGUAACAACUUUAUUGUUACUAUUAACAUUAAAUGAACAACAACAAGUAAAUGGACAAUUUGAUUCAUAUUGGUUGAAUAUGAAGACACCAUGUGUUUUUAAACCAUCACUUCCAAAAUCAGUCAUAUCGUUUCCUUCAAAUCAAUGUUUUGCAUCGUUGAAUGGAGUAGACUCUUUUAAAGUGCUGACAGAGGUUGUUGGAGGCCAACUUUAUUCCACCAAAUACACGUAUGCUGCCAGUUUGACUUGUGCAGGUACUGGCACUACGACAGUACUCGUUUCAAACUCACAACCCAAUUGUGAUACGGCUACAGAUACUCUUUAUGAAUAUGCAACUGUUCCAGCUGUUCCAUCUGACAAUGCUCUUUAUUUUGAACGUGUUAGAAGUUGUACAGAACCAACACCAAUUACACAUGCAAUUUUAAAUGAUGGAAAGUGUAGAUUGGUUGAACCAAAGAGUAAUGUUUAUGCAAGUUUUAGAAAGAGUGAUGAUGGAAAGAGUGUUAUUAUGUCCAAUGUAGCAACAACCAGUACUGGUUGUAGUACAGAUACACAGACUAUUGCAGCCACUUGUUCUUUGCCAGUGCCAUCGACACCAUCUUGGUUUACAUUUGCAUGUCUUCCAACCAAUACACAAAUCAUCAUCCAAACACCUAUUGUCCAGGGAUACCGUAGAUAUCAAUUGCCAGCCGACGGUGUAACAAUCACAGGAUACCAGUUUCCACGACGUCGUUAUAUGUGGGUUGCCGAUGCCCUGACAUUCUCAUCGAUUGCUGAUUCAGUCGUCGGUACCGGAAAAUGGGCCAGUGGAAUUGUGUCCAAUGCCAAACCAAAUACUCCAACCUAUGUUGUAUUCAAUAUGGCCGGUCUCACAGUCACCCCCUCUCCAACCAAUCAAAGUGCAACUAUUAAUUUAAUUCCUCUACCAGUUAUCGAGACACUUGUGAUUUCAUCACUUGAUCCAAAUUUACAAUGGGUUGUAGUUGAUUAUUCUUCAUCGGGUGGAUUUACAACUGCAACAAGUACCUACCAAGUAUAUUAUAAUGGAGUGAUCGUAUCUAAUUGUAAUAAUAUCGUUGAGACUACUUGUAAAAUUACAGCGUCACUUGGAUUUGGAUUAAAGGUGGGUGUGUCGGUAACUAAUACAGCAGAGGUUAGUCCACAGAAAACAGUCACUAUUGGUGCGCUUUCAGUACCUGUCGUUACAUUGUCACCAAGUCCAACCGGUAUAGUAGUGUCAUAUGAUACAUUUGGAGGUUUGUUGUCAACUACCUACUCUGUCUAUUUGAAUGGAACUGCUGUGACUACAUGUACAAACAUUGCUGGAAAACAAUGUACAGUAUCUGGAUUGACAACAUUGGAAACCUAUAUAGUCAAGGUUGUGGCUGUCAAUGGUCAGGAAACAACUAAUAACCAACAGUCUGUUUACCUAUGGGAUGCUAUCACUACGCCAUUGGUCACUGCUACCGUCAAGGUUACAUCAAUUCUCGCAACUUUUACUGUCAAUGGUGGUAACCCUGCUUUGACUGUCUCUACCUACAACGUCAACGGUGUAGACUAUACUGGAUGUAUCAAUCUACCCUACUCGUCACGUUCAUGUAAUAUUGUAACUCAACCAAAUACUUUGUAUCAAAUUAAAGUAACCUCAUCGAAUAGUGGGAUUGUCGUGGUAUCUAGUGUCACUCCAUUCACUACUUAUGCCAACUUGCAACCACCAGUUCUUACACCAGGCGUGUUAAACAUUACAACUGUCUCUUUUUCAUUCAACUCGGCUGGUGGUGUGCCCGGCGAGACUGUCUAUUUGGUCAAGUUGAAUGGAAAUACAGUUACACAAGGAUCGACGUGUUUGCCAGCCAGCUGCACAGUAUCGGUUGCUCCAGCAUCGAGCAAUGCCAUAACAGUCGCUGCAACCAACAAUUUGGAUGCUCCACCCGUCCAAUCCAUCGUCUUGCAAUCAUACCCUGUUCCAUCGGUCGACCCAGUCAUCACUAGUGUCACGAGCAACUCUAUCACCCUCCGACUCUCAUACACGGGUGGUGUGCCAACCGAAACAUACCUCUAUGUGAUUACACUGAUUGGUACUCCAGCAGUUGUCAUCCCUGCAUCCACCACAUCCACCUACACCACCUACACAUUCACUGGGCUUGUUCCAGAGUCAACUGCAGUCAUUGGACUGUAUGUUUGGAAUAGUGGGUCAUCCUCUACGACCAAAUCAAUGGUUCAAAAGCUAAAUCCAACCCCAUUAUCAACUCCAAUCGUUGGAGCAUCCAUCAAUAGAGCCAACAACCAACUAACCAUCACAUAUAGUACUACGGGUGGAUAUAUUGGAACUACAACCACCUAUGCUGUCACUGUCGCAGGUACAUCUGUCGUCACUGGUGACACUACUGGUACUGCCACCUACACACUGACACCUGCUCAGACAAGUACCCAAACCACAUUGAGUAUCAUAGUCACUGCCACCAAUGGAGCUCUCACAAGCUCUGAAACCACCUCGAUUGUCUAUAUUCCCGAUCUUGCCAUGCCAACCCUCUCGCCAGUCUAUGAUGCCACUGGUAUCACCAUUACCUACUCGGCCAAGGGAGGUAGCACUGCCAUAACAACCACCUAUGACGUGUCUGUCAAUGGACAGUUGGUAUCUGACAAUGACAGCACUGGAUUGACCCGUUUCACGCUAUCCUCUCAACAACAAACCCAACAAGCUACCUAUACUAUACUAGUAGUUGCAAGUAAUGGAGCAAUGACCUCACAAAACUCUGCAUCAAUCGUCUACUAUCCAGUCAUCCAAACACCAACCUUGACAUCAUCAAUUGUCAAAUCAAAGUCGAUUACUAUUGGGUAUUCUGUUAGUGGAGGAAAUGCAGCGUUGGUAUUGAUUUAUGUGUCUGCAAAUGGAUCACCAGUUGCCAAUUGUCAAGGUGUAACUGUAUCGUCGACCUGUACAAUCAAAACUACUCCAUCCACUUCUUAUGUAUUGGCUGUUCGUGCAACUGACGGUAAAUACACUUCAACUUUUACCAGUCCAUCAAUUGUUACCUAUCCUGUAUUGUCUACACCAUCCAUCACACCUGUUACAACCAAUAUGACUUGGAUUUCAUUUAGUUAUGCAUCGAGUGGAGGUGUUCCAGGUGAAACUGUAACAACUGUCAAAUUGAAUAGUAAAGUUGUUCCAUCUAGCUCUUGUCCAAGUCAAUUAUGUACAGUUACUGUUGUACCUGGAUCAUCUAAUAUUGUGACGGUUGAUACAAUCAAUAAUGUAGAUUCGACUUCAACCUCUUCGACCAUUGUAUCGUACGCGUUACCAACUAUCUCUCAAUUCAAGGUCACUACAUUUACACAUACCUCGGUGACUAUUGUAUUUGCAAGUGUUGGUGGCAUCACCUCUUCAGAUACUGUAUAUAUUGUAACGUUGAAUGGUGGUGUUGAAACUACCUAUACUGGUAUUUCGACAUUAACGUUUACCGAUCUUGUCCCUGAAACAACUGCUAUCAUUACAUUACAAGUAUACAAUAGUGGUUCCUUCUCUGCAGUCCAACAAAUCGAGCAACAAUUAUCUCCUACUCCAUUGACCAACCCAGUUGUCUCUGCCACUUUGGAUGGUGUAGUUGUAUCGAUCGGAUACUCGUCCACCGGUGGAAGCAAGACAACUACCACCACUUAUGCAGUCUCUGUCAAUGGUCAGUCUAUUGUAUCUGCAGACACUACAGGAUCCAUCCAAUACACCUUGACACCAGCCCAACAACAAGUCCAAACCACUCUCAAUAUCCUAGUCGUUGCCAACAAUGGUCAACUAACUGCACAAGCUUCAACAUCGGUCACUUAUAUUGUACCACUCUCCAACCCCUCCAUCUCUGCAUCUGCAACCUCUCAAGGUAUUGUCAUCACCUACUCUACCACUGGUGGGGACACCCGUCUCCCAACAUCCUACGAUGUCUCUAUCAACGGUGUAGUGGCUAUAACAUCAGAUACUACUGGUUCCUAUACCUAUGUAUUCUCAUCACAACAAGCUUCCAAUGAUGCAACCUACCAAAUCACAGUUGAAGCUAGAAAUGGUCCAAUGUCAACCCAGGCAUCCACCUCUAUCAACUAUAUUCCACCACUUCAAGAAACAAUUGUUUCUGCUACCAUUGUUGAUAGUACCGGUAUCUCUAUUCAAUACCAUGCAGAUGGUGGUAGUGUAUCCAUUACUACUACUUAUGCAGUCACUGUCAAUGGUCAAUCUUUAGUCACUGGUGACACAACUGGACAAGCAACCUAUACAUUCACAAGCUCAGAAUCCAAUACUGAUGCAACCUAUCAAAUUGCAGUUGUUGCAACCAAUGGUCAAAUGUCAACGCAAGGAUACAAAUCAAUUACUUAUAUUCCAGUAUUGACCAGUCCAAUUAUCCAAGUGACUGCUACUGGUAGUGAAUCAUUGACUAUAAAGUAUACAACUAGUGGAGGAAAGAAAGAUACACCAACUAGUUACGAUGUGACUGUAGAUGGUCAAUCAUUAGUAACUGAUGAUACAACUGAACAAGCUGUAUAUACUUUAACAGCACAACAAUCUGAAAGUGAAACAAUCUUUGCUAUUUCAGUCCAAGCUACCAAUGGUGCAAUGUCAACUCAAUCAUACACUACCUUUACAUUUAUUCCACCACUCUUGACUCCAACUAUCGAUGCUAGUAUAACCGAUAAUACUGGUAUAUCUAUUCAAUACCAUGCCAAUGGUGGUAGUGAGUCUAUUACUACUACUUAUGCAGUCACUGUCAAUAGUCAAUCUUUGGUCACCAAUGAUGUGAGUGGACAAGCAACUUAUACAUUUACAAGCACUGAAUCCAAUACUGAUGCAACCUAUCAAAUCAGUGUUGUUGCAACUAAUGGUCAAAUGUCGUCGCAAGGAUCCAAGUCAAUUACUUAUAUUCCAGUAUUGACCAAUCCAAUCAUUCAAGUCACUCCAACAGGUAGUGAAUCAUUGACUAUAAAGUAUACAACUAGUGGAGGAAAGAAAGAUACACCAACUAGUUACGCUGUGACUGUAGAUGGUCAAUCAUUAGUAACUGAUGAUACAACUGGACAAGCUGUAUAUACUUUAACAGCAGAACAAUCAGACAGUGAAACAGUCUUUGCAAUUACAGUCCAAGCUACAAAUGGUCAAAUGUCAUCACAAUCAACUAUAUCGUAUACCUUUAUACCACCACUCGAACCAUUAGUUGUCAAUGCGACCAAUGUAGGUAGUACCGGUAUCUCUAUCCAAUACCAUUCAGCUGGAGGUAGUCAGUCCAUUACCACUGUCUAUGCAGUCACUGUGAAUGGCCAAUCAUUGGUCACCAAUGAUGCAAGUGGACAGGCAAGCUACCAAUUUACAAAGGUUGAAUCAGAGACUUGGGCAACUUACCAAAUCCAAGUAAUUGCAACCAAUGGUGCAAUGACCUCUGAAGGAUCGACAUCUGUCACUUACCAAUACCCACUUCAACCACCAACUAUCACUGUCACCGCCAGUCCAAACAACGGUGGUCUAGUCAUUAGUUAUUCUUGCAAGGGUGGUAACCCAACCAUUCCAACAAUGUACAAGGUCAAGUUGAAUGACCAACUUAUUAGUGGUGAGACUUUAAUCACUAAAGAAAGUAUAACCUAUACUUUUACAACAACCGAGUCUUCCACACCAGCCAACUACACCAUCCAAGUCAUUGCAUCUAAAGGACAACAAUCAUCAGAUGAUGUUAGUAAUAGUACUAUAUUUGAGUAUAUUCCAAGAUUAAGUAAUCCAGUCAUCACUGUCACUCCAGAUACAGAAUCGAUUAUGACUAAUUGGACUAUGGUUGAUGGUGCCGACUCUUAUAUUGCAAGUAUUCUCAUAAACUCUAUUUGGGUUGAUACUUGUCAUGUCAACAACAACAACAACAACUAUCUAUAUUGUGAUUUUACAGAGUUGACACCCAAGACUACUUACAGUAUUAGAGUGACUGCUCAAAAGACAGGAGAUGAUGCAUUGGACGGUCAAUCAACCAUCGAAACUACAACUUUAGAUUUAUAUCCUUCAACUGCAUCAACCAUCCAACAACAACAAUAUACCUCUGCAUUACUAUUAUUAGUAGUGUUAUUCACAAUUAUUUUAAUCUAA
This is a messenger RNA of Cavenderia fasciculata, 6132 nucleotides long. RefSeq lists its product as uncharacterized. The record is from RefSeq and is a predicted model, not a curated record. NCBI's taxonomy places the organism in Eukaryota, Evosea, Eumycetozoa, Acytosteliales, Cavenderiaceae. The transcript has 3 exons. Gene Ontology annotation, molecular function: protein binding. The coding region runs from base 1 to 6132 and encodes 2043 amino acids.